AUGGACAGCAUCAACGCAGCUGCUGACCGGUCGGCUGCAGCUGCUGAGCUCGGCAAUGCUCGAGCGGACCACAAGCAUGCAGACACUAGCGAGCGACCGACUUCACGUCAGCCACGCAAGGCCAGCAAGCAGAUUGACGGCACAACGGCUGCCCCGAGUGGCUCUGCAGCUCUCGAGAAUUUGACGGCAGAGGAUGCCAUGCGGAUCGUCUUGCCCGCUCGUAUGACACAGUUUGAGCCCUUUGGCAAAGCCCGCAAUGGCAGCCCUAUACCAGAUCCAGACGGACUCGGAUGGCCAGGGAAGGGCACGCUCGAGCGGCUACAUGAUUCAAAGCAAGAGGCGGGGGAGAGGCAGACGAGGCUAGCGGGCGCAAUAAGGACGGUACUAGAAUGUAUCGGUGAAGAUCCAGACCGGGAGGGAUUGCUCAAGACGCCGGAACGGUACGCCAAGGCGCUACUGUGGCUCACGAGAGGCUACGAAGAACGCUUGUCCGAUGUCAUCGGAGGCGCCAUAUUCGCAGAGGAUCACGACGAGAUGGUCAUCGUGCGCGACAUUGACAUCUUCAGCUUGUGCGAGCAUCAUAUGGUCCCCUUUGUCGGCAAAGUCUCGAUUGGAUAUAUACCCUCACGCGGCGGUCACGUUCUGGGGAUCUCGAAGCUGGCCAGGAUAGCAGAGACGUUCUCCCGGCGUCUGCAAGUCCAGGAACGUCUGACGAAGCAAAUCGCAAUGGCGAUAGACGAAGCCAUCAAGCCGCGCGGCGUCGCAGUUGUCAUGGAAGCUACCCACAUGUGUAUGACAAUGAGAGGCGUGCAGAAGCCAGGAGCAACAACGGUGACAUCUGCCAUGCUGGGCGCAUUCAGAGACAAGGACAAGACGCGAUCAGAAUUCCUGACACUCAUUCGAUCUCCUCGGUGA
Mixia osmundae IAM 14324 is the source of this 915-nucleotide messenger RNA. RefSeq lists its product as uncharacterized. The coding region runs from base 1 to 915 and encodes 304 amino acids. Gene Ontology annotation, biological process: tetrahydrobiopterin biosynthetic process; tetrahydrofolate biosynthetic process. The transcript is spliced from 5 exons. The record is from RefSeq and is a predicted model, not a curated record. Gene Ontology annotation, cellular component: cytoplasm. Gene Ontology annotation, molecular function: GTP cyclohydrolase I activity; zinc ion binding; GTP binding. Lineage: Eukaryota; Fungi; Basidiomycota; Mixiomycetes; Mixiales; Mixiaceae.